CCCUGUAAGGAAGAGCUGCUUGCGGCCCACGUUGCUUCCCUCGGGAGCUAAACUGCAUCCACGCGCCUUAGAAACGACAAUUUAAUACUCUAUUCCGUAAGCAAUUAAGUAAGCAGGGCUGUUUCGUCAUUACAAAAUCGUCAACCCCACAAAAUCUUAUCUUUAUUAUUGUCGUAGAAAGUUCUUCAUUGCGUACCCCAACCGCCAUGCCUAAAAUUCUACAUAUACCCAUCCACACGCUCCAUAGUUUCUCACCUCAUAACAUUCUUCCUUUUCCCAUUCUUCUCCAUCACUUCGCUACUCCUCACGUUCGCAUUUCUUCCAUGAAAAGACAGAUACAAAACGGAAACAUAGAGAGCCUAGAUCUGGCAAUCUCUCUAAUGCUUCUCUCUCAAGCACCACCACAGCACAAGUUCCUCAACAAUAUCCCAUCAGUACGUCAAGAAUUUGCAUGCAAGACCUGCAACCGCAAGUUCUCGUCGUUUCAGGCGCUGGGAGGUCACAGAGCCAGCCACAAGAAGCCCAAACUUGAUUCCCAAGCAGACCUACGAAAACCCAAUUGGGAGCACCAGUGCUCUAUUUGUGGCCAGCGAUUCUCUCUGGGACAAGCCCUUGGAGGCCACAUGAGAAAGCACAGAGCAGCCCUGAACGAAGACUCUGCUUCUAUAACUGAGGUGGUUUCUGAAGUUCCUGUUCUCAAGAGAUCUAACAGUAAGAGGGUUAUGUGCUUGGACUUGAACUUAACCCCUCUCGAGAACGACUUGAAGUUGCUUUUCGGAAACAAGGCUCCUUCCGUUGAUCUUACCUUGUGCUGAUCACCUUCUGUACUUUUUGGGCCAUUCGUUCAUUCUUCUAUUCUAUGUUAACUAGGUUGUUUAUAUUCAUUCGGGAUUAUUUUCAUUGUGCACACUGCACAACAUUAGACUUGCCCUGUAGUACGUAGCACUUCUGUAAAUUAUUACAAGACUUCUUUAAAAUUUUUAGCUGCUACUAAACUCUCAAAACACACCCAGAGUGCCGAAGAAAUAUAUGGAUUGGCUGGUUAAGAACCAUUGAGUA
Prosopis cineraria is the source of this 1059-nucleotide messenger RNA. Its product is annotated as zinc finger protein ZAT11-like. NCBI's taxonomy places the organism in Eukaryota, Viridiplantae, Streptophyta, Magnoliopsida, Fabales, Fabaceae. The transcript has a single exon. Gene Ontology annotation, biological process: response to chitin; response to stress. Bases 207 to 815 code for a protein of 202 amino acids. The record is from RefSeq and is a predicted model, not a curated record.